GGCGCUGGCAUCGGGACGUUGCCGGCCCCGGACGAGCGUCCCAGUAUCGCGUCGAUUCGCAGCCGACUCCGUCUCGCGACAUGCCGAGAUGACAUUCUUUCCCCUACGACGACGAAGACGAACAGUGAAAAUGUUGACCAAGGAGGGUUUGUGAAUGCGCGAUGCAGCAACAGCCUGAUAGUGGAGCACCCGGUGGAAGUCCCGCGGCUACGGGGGCUACGGGAACGGCUGCAGCUCGCAGCCACGUUAACGGGGGCCGAUUCGAUUUCGACGACGGCGGAACAUACUGCGGCGGCUGGGAAGAUGGGAAAGCUCAUGGACACGGUGUGUGUACCGGCCCGAAGGGACAGGGCGCCUAUAGUGGCUCCUGGCAUUACGGAUUCGAGGUGUCUGGAGUCUAUACUUGGCCAAGUGGUAGCUGUUUUGAAGGGCAGUGGCAAAAUGGUAAAAGACAUGGACUAGGAGUUGAGACGCGUGGGAGAUGGAUUUACAGGGGAGAAUGGACGCAGGGUUUCAAGGGCAGAUACGGGGUGAGACAAUCGAACACCUCCACUGCAAAAUAUCAAGGAACUUGGGCGAAUGGACUACAAGACGGUUAUGGAUCAGAAACAUAUGCUGAUGAUGGAACCUAUCAGGGACAAUGGAUGCGCGGCAUGCGGCACGGUUACGGAGUCCGAACGAGCGCCCCUUUCGGCAAAGCAUCGAAAUAUCGGGGUCAGAAGGCGCUGCGCGGGUCGCUAUCGUCGCUGCGCAGCAGUGAACCAGGCGCAACACCCCUGGAUGCCGCAGAGAAGAGAGACCGACGCGUGGACGAUUCCAGGGGAGGCUUCGUAUUGCAGAGCAAAAGUACCGAGCCUACUUCAACCAGUAGACGGAGAUCGUUGGGGUCAGGAAACAUUAAAAAAAACAUUUUUAAAGGUAUUCUUAAGAAAGGUGCCAGUACGGGGGAGUUAGAUAGGAGAACUGGGUCAGGAAGUAUCCGAAGUAAUGCUUCGUCUGUAUCCUACAUCAGCACUGAUUCAGCCGGAUCUGUGAUGACCAAUGCUUCGAUGCCGUCAGAUUCCAAUGCCAGUUUUGUGAUAGAUGAUGAACAUAUGGAUCCAAAUAUAACCGAAACCUACAUGGGUGAAUGGAGUAAUGACAAACGGUCUGGAUACGGAAUCAGUGAGAGGUCGGACGGCUUGAAGUAUGAGGGCGAAUGGUAUGCAAAUAAGAAGUAUGGAUAUGGUGUAACUACGUUUAGUAAUGGCGAAAAGGAAGAAGGAAAAUACAAAAACAACGUUCUUAUAACUAGUCAAAAGAAAAAGAAACUUUUCUUAAUGAGAAGUGCAAAGUUCCGGGAGAGGAUAGAUGCUGCUGUUAACGCUGCACAGAGAGCUUCUAAGAUUGCCCUUCAAAAAGCUGACAUUGCCAUUUCUAGAACUGCGACAGCUCGCGGGAAAGCAGAACAAGCCGAUAUCGCAGCGGCACAGGCCCGAGAAGAUUCGGAAGUAGCAGACACUGUAGCUAGGCAAUAUGCUCCAGAUUUUAAGCAACCCGACUUAGAGCGAAUCAAACGACAGAUGAAAUAUCGAGAACCAAAUCGAAACUUAGACAUUUCCAUUGACCAAAAAGAAUUAAACGCUACUAACGAUUUGAAUCAGUUAACUAAUCAAAUUCCUAAUCAGAUACCAAACCAAGUAAACAACGAAUUAUCUAAUCAAAUAUCGAACAAAAUGAAUAAACCGAUGGGCAAUCAAAUUCCAAAUCAAUUGCAUAACCAGGUACCUAAUUCAAAUUAUGCACAAUCAAAUACGUAUCAACAACAGUCGACUUAUCAGCAGCAGAACGUCUAUCAACAGCAAACGAAUUCAUACCAACCCCAACAGAACACGUUCCAGCCUCAAUCGAAUACUAUGCAACAACAACAACAAAAUCAAUAUUCGCAACAGCAAAACUCAUACCAGCAGCAAAGUCAAAAAUCAUUUCAUACGACGAAUAAUAAUCCAAAUGGGAACAAUUCCUAUAACCAAACUAACAAUCCUGCUUCUUUCGUAAACGAAUUCGGGCCUCAGGUUGCAAACAACAAUCAGCAGAGUGCUGGAAAGAAUUCAGGCGUUGAAUUCAACGCUCCAAUUAACAACCCUAGGAAUUCCUUAACGGGGGAGAAUGUCACGAACACAAAUUCGAUACGAAGAAUGUCUCGAAGAGUUUCGGGAGAUAGACCGUACUUAGGAAAUAUUGGACAGCAAUCGUCCAUAGACCAUUUUGACCAUUAUAAGAGGCCACCAAGCAGAGAUUCUAGUGUAGAUCGGUAUUCUAGGGCAACAGGUAGAUUAAGUAACUCCUUGGCGGGAUCCAGACAACCUUCUGUAGAUAGAAACUCAGCGACGAGACUUGAAACUCCCGACAGAACACUUAGAGCACCUUCGACUGCAAGAGGCUCUACCCCAGUGGCGUCAGGAUUAAAUUCUGGAAUUAAGAAUGGAUCAGUACCCACUGGUCAAGGAACUUCACCAACGAUCCACAAUAAUAGUACACCACCAUUCGAAGACGUAAUUCUCCGAAAAAGAGGUCUUGGUCAAGACAUCGUUCCUUCACCGAAUCAGCCAAAGCGGACCGAAAGUCUGUUCAUUCCAGGACAACCAAAUGCCCAAACGGCUAAGGUACUUGCAACGCAAACCUCUCUUCAGCGCAAAAAGUCACUUCCUGAUGUACAGGAGCUCCCAAGAGCCACUCGUCAAAUGCCCAGAGAGGAAGUAUCCUAUUUAGGCUCCGCCCGUCGUGAAGAAGUUCGAAGGCAAAUUGAUGAGCGGGAAAGAUUGCGCGCCAACCCUCUACUCUAUCUAGUCAGUCCACAAGUCAAGGAUUGGUUUUCACGACAGCAGUUGGUCCUUGUAGUUCUCUUCAUCAAUAUUUCUCUGGCGAUUAUGUUUUUCAAACUGCUGACAUAGUAUAGGGUCAGCGUCAGCCCAGACGCCACUUGAGGAAACAUCAAAUCAAAACUUUCUUGGGAUUUAAACCGUUUUUAAAUGCUCUUUUGACAUUGUGAAGAAUCAAGUACAUUCUCGUAUUGGCGCAAUACCGGGUGAAUGUACAACGAUGAUGUUUAUCAAUUUUUGGAGACCCGAAUGGCUUGCUAAGCAUCUGGCCAAAGAAUGAGAUGUGCUGUCAUUAACUGAUGGUGAAGCUGAGAGAUUUUAGUGUGUAAUUUAGAAACAUUUAUCUUAUUGUUGGGGUUUUGAAAUUUUAUCUUUGUUUGAAUUUGUGUCUUGUUUUGUUACCUGUUUUGAAACGAUAGUUUAUCAAUUGGUUGAAAGAUAAAUUUGUUUUUAUUACACUCGUAGUCGAUAUUAUAAUUAUAUAUCACAGUAUAGGGUACACUUAUUUUGCUACUGUUUACUAGUAUUAGUACUUGGAACAUAUAUACUAAACCUGCUUCCAUAUUUAGAUAAAGCUUCCUCUCAUAUCAACAUUUUACUUUGAAUAUAGAACACUAAAGAACAUUGCAAUGUUUUAUAUAUCGCUUUAUAUUUUGUUGGUACAAAGUCAUAAGCAAAAUAUUUUCAUUGUGUUAAUGGAUCAACUUUUGUUAAACUGAAUAUUUCAAUGUUUUAAAUAUUUGGAAUGCUUUUCCUAACUACACUCUAGACUAGCCCUACUGGAUACAGGAAACGCAAAUUGUGACAUAAAUUGAAGGUUUUAUGUACCUACUUUUUGUGUGCUUUCGCAGAACAUUUUCCACCAAUUUUUUUGUGAAAUAUGACUAUUGAAAUAGUUUUAAUAUUUUUUUUUCUAUAAAGACCAAAAAUAUACAAACAUGCUGGUUAAUUUAAAAAAACGUAGAUGUUGCAUUAAAAAGUGUAGCGUCAGUAAUUGUUAGGCUAAUUUUACUCUGGAGAUAUUGUUGUUAAUAAUAAAUUCAACAAUAUUGGAUAGAACUUAUUGUUUCAUAAAGAUAACGCUUAAAAAACUUUCCAUAUCCAACCAUUUUUUUUGUGAAUGAUGGAAAAUACUAUACAAUACUAAAGUUCGUGAAUAAUAGAGAACUAAAAUUAUGCAGUAAUACAAUAAAACUUGCAAAAAGUGUCAGCAUAGCAAAAGUUGAGAGGAGUUAACUGAGUAAUCAUCUUAAUCAUCUACUUAAUCAUCAUUAAUCAUCAAUGUUCAUUUUUCUUUUUUGAAUUUGCUACAAAUAUUUAAAUAGUUGGACAGGAUUAUACUGCCCUUGUAUAUAAGCACAUUAAGGCCCUUGUAAUGCCAAUAUAACUCAGAGCCAUUUACUUGUUGUUUAAGCCUAGUUUUUUUUACCAAAAGAACGUGUGGCUGGGUAGUUUUACCGCAAUUUAUCUCAUUUUGUCAGUUUGCCAUGCAUGAAAUAUCAAAUAACUCUUAAAACUGUAUUAAUAGAGCAAGAACUUAUUACGUACAUAAACAUAUUGCAAACUUUUUACAGUGGAACAAAUGUCAAUCUAUUUUUCUAGCAUUGUAAUAAAAAUAUUUAAAUUCAGAUUGAUUUUUUAAAUUAUGCUUCACAUUUGGUUUUGUAAUAAUAGUCGAGAAUUAUCUGUUAGACUCUACUGUUAGUUUUUUAUGUUAAUUAAUAGUCGACUAGGUAGCAAACCAGGGCAUAAAACAAUAUUAUUUAUUUAAAUAAUUGUUACAAUAAAGUCAGUAUAUUUAGCAAAAAUGUUUGUAAGCCUUGAGUCUACAUAAGGACCAUUAUUAUUAUCAGUUUUUGUUCAGACUUGUUAAUUAUUUUUGUAGUGUAUAUGAUGUGUUUUAUUAUAGAGUUUAAAUUGUAUGAAGCCGGUUAUUGUUAUCUAUAGGCUAGAUCAAUUUUGUUAAUAAUAUUUGAUUUAUUUUAUAAAGUUUUCAGUUCUAAUAGGUAUAUAAUCAUGAAAAGAUCGUUCUGGUCUACCGAUAUUACUAGCUACGUAUUGUACGAAUAUUACCUUAAAGUUUCCAAAUAAUUUCAAUUUUGUUCGUAGGUACUUACUAAAUUCUUAAAGUCUAAAUAAACACUAUGUUGCGUGCCUUGUUCAUACUUUGUAAGUGAUUCGUAUAAAACCAUAAUGUGGUUUGUACAUUUUUGCAAACUUACCAAUUUUUACCAUUAAUGGAAAUUAAACCCUUACAAAUAUUAAACAUUUCUAGAUUUAUAUGAAUCAACAAUGAUGUAGUAUACCUAAUAUGUCACUUUAUAUUUUCAAUUUAAUAAAUAUGGCUGAUUAAAACAUUACUCUUUAGUCACAUUGACUUUA
Messenger RNA from Dendroctonus ponderosae (mountain pine beetle), 5243 nucleotides. RefSeq names its product probable serine/threonine-protein kinase ndrD. The record is from RefSeq and is a predicted model, not a curated record. The transcript is spliced from 10 exons. Lineage: Eukaryota; Metazoa; Arthropoda; Insecta; Coleoptera; Curculionidae. Gene Ontology annotation, cellular component: junctional membrane complex; endoplasmic reticulum membrane; plasma membrane. The coding region runs from base 162 to 2933 and encodes 923 amino acids.